AUGGCCAACAAAACAUCAGUUUUAAACAUCGAAAAAAAACUAUUUGUUCGUACACACGAUGAUGAAAAUAAAGAAAGUAUAACACUUAUUUGGUUUGAUCCAAACAUUGAAUUACAUGAAGAUAUUGAAAAAACAAAAGAACAACUUCGUCUUAUUAAUGAUUAUGUUAUUUUUUCUACUGACCUUGAACAAUGUAUUAGUUAUAUUGAAUUAAUUGAUAAAGAAAAAAUUUUCUUAAUAAUAUCAGGAUUUGAAGGAUCACAAAUAUUACCUCAAAUUUGUUCUUUACGUCAAAUUGAUUCAAUUUUUAUUUUUUGUAUGAAUAAAGAUCAAUGUGAAUAUUUAUUACAUGAAUAUUCAAAAAUAAUUGGAAUUUAUAUUAAUUUGGAUGAUUUAUAUCAAUCAAUAAAAGAAGAAAUUAAUUCUGUUAAUAAACAAAUAGAAAAGUUUUAUUUUUUUGAUCAAGAUCAAAUAUUAACAAAAGAUUUAUCAAAAGAAUCAACAAAAUUUCUCUUGAUUCAAUUAUUUAAUUAUGUUAUUACUCGUUUUUCACGAAAUGAACAUGCUAAACAACAAAUGAUUCAAAUAUGUAAAAAAUAUUAUCAUGAAAAUACAAAAGAAAUUAAAUUAAUUAACGAAUUUGAACAAAAUUAUCGAUCACAAGAUGCUAUGUGUUGGUAUUCAAGAAAAUCAUUUGUUUAUAAAUUAAUUAAUAAAGCAUUACAAACAGAAGAUAUCAAUUUAUUAUAUCAAUUUCGAUUUUUUCUUGGUGAUCUUUCUGAAAAUCUUCAAUGUCAACAUGAAAAAAUUUUAUUAUCAAAUGAAACUAUUUUAAAUGUUUAUCGAGGAUUUAAACUUGAUAAAGAAGAAUUUAAUAAAUUAAAACAAAAUCAAGGAAAACUUGUUUCAAUGAAUAGAUAUUUAUUAACUAGUCGAGACAAAUUACAAGAAUUUAAUUUAGCAAAUAAACCAACAAAAAGAAUUGAUAUCAUUUCUGUUCUUUUUCAUAUUCAAUGUGAUAUUAAAAAAAUUGAUAAAAAUAUUUUUUUUUCUGAUAUUAAUCAAUUAAAUGAUUAUUCAAAUAAACAAGAAGUUUUAUUUGAUUUAAAUGCUUGUUUUCAAAUUGAAUCUAUUGAAGAAUAUCAAUCAUUACAAAUAAUUAAAAUGAAUCUUUCAAAUCAAGGACAAAAAAUUACUAAAGAUUAUAUUGAAUUAAAACAAAAACAUAAAGAAAAACGAAGUAUUUCGAUUGUUUUUGGUAGAUUAUUUUGUAAUUUAGGAGAAUAUGAUAAAUCACAAACAUUUUUUCAACAUUUAUUCAAUGAUUCAAUUGAUGAAGAUCUUGCUUGGAUUGAAUUUAAUAUUGGUCGUGUACUUUCAUUUAAACGUGAUUGGAAUGAAGCUCGAAUAUAUUAUGAUCGUGCAUAUAAUCGAAUGAUGAAUAAUAAACCACCACGAAUAAAUGAUUCUGCUCAUGUUCUCAAUAAUAUUGCUUGUAUUCUUCCUAAUCAAGGUAAAUAUGAUGAAGCUCUCGAAUAUCAUCAACGAGCAUUAGAAAUUCGAGAAAAAAUUGAUCCAUCUGAUCAUAUCGAUAUUGCUCAAAGUCUAUACAAUAUUGGUCGUAUUCUCGAUCAUCAAGAAAAGUACGAUGAUGCUCUCGAGUACUAUCAAGGAGCAUUGAAAAUUCAAGAGAAAGUUUAUUCAUCUGAUCAUGCUAAUAUUGCUAGAAGUCUCAGUAACAUUGGUAUUAUACUCUAUCGACAAGGAAAAUAUGAAGAAGCUCUCAAUUAUCAUCAGCGAGCAUUGAAAAUUCGUGAGAAAAUUUAUCCAUCUGGUCAUAUCGAUAUUGCUUAUAGCCUUAAUAAUAUUGGUAUUAUUCUACGUAAUCAAGGAAAAUAUAAUGAAGCUCUUGAUUGUUACCAAAGAACAUUACAAAUUGAAGAAAAAGUUUAUCCAUCUGGUCAUGUCGAUAUUGCUAAAAGCCUUGCUAAUAUUGGUAACAUUCUUUCCGAUCAAGGAAAAUACGAAGAAGCUCUUGAUUAUCAUCAACGAGCAUUGAAAAUUGUAGAAAGAUUUUAUCCAUCUGGUCAUCUCGAUCUUGCACACAGUUUGAAUAAUAUUGGCAUAUGUUAUGAAAAUCAGAAUCAGCAAAAGAUGGCAUUUGAUUAUUAUCAACAUGCAUUGACUAUUUAUGAGAAGUUUCUUUCUUUUGAUCAUCCACGUCGACAGAAAACCGAACACAAUAUUCGUCGACUUACUGGCAGAAGGCAAACUUACUAA
Messenger RNA from Rotaria sp. Silwood2, 2280 nucleotides. Lineage: Eukaryota; Metazoa; Rotifera; Eurotatoria; Philodinida; Philodinidae. The record is from the annotation of a GenBank genome assembly.